AUGGCUGACACUGCACCGGUGAAAAGAAAAGCCGAGUCAGACACAAGAGGUGAUGGCGACUCUAAGCGAUCUAAGGGUAAGAAGAAGUGGGAGAUGCCAAAACGUGGCAACGCUGAAGCUCGACAAAUCAAUCCCGGUGAUGUGGGGAUUUGGGCGACCUGCGCUAUGAAGAAGGAAGCACCGACUGUCGCGGAUUUGCGAGAUGUAUUUCAAGGAUACGCUACGAAGCUGUAUGGUGACCAGGCCGACGGAACAGCCAAGGACGACGAGGACUCGGACGCCGGCGGCGAUAUCGAGGCCGAGAUCAAAAAGGAGCUUGCCGAAAUUCGAAAGCCAACUGUGAAGCCCCUCUUCACAUCCGUGAAGUUAGACACACAAUGCUUGGUCUUUUUCAAGACACGUGCACCUGUGGAGCCUCUGUCGUUCGUUCACAAGAUCUGCCAAGACACUGCAGAUGGUGUCCAGCAUAAGAAUUGUCGUUUCGUGAAACGCCUCACCCCAAUCAGUGGAACUGAGAAAGCCACUCAGAAGGGACUUGAAACUGUUGCAGAGGCAGUACUUGCACCUCACUUCCACGGAGACGAGAAUGCAGGGAAGAAAUUUGCGAUUCGCCCAACGAUCCGGAACCACAGAGAUCUCAAAAGAGACGACGUUAUCAAGACAGUCGCAGCUGCAGUAGGUCCAGGCCACAAGGUCGAUCUGAAAGGGUACGAUCUUCUAAUCCUCGUCGAGAUCUACAAGAACAUCGUUGGUAUGAGUGUUGUAGGCCCGGAUUAUGAUAAGCUUAAGCGAUACAAUAUCGAAGAGCUGCGCCAGGGACCUUCAGGCGACACCUCAGAGACGCCAGCUCCAGCUCCAGCUCCAGCUCCCGCGCCAGAUGCAACUACUGAGAGUACCUAG
This is a messenger RNA of Boeremia exigua, 900 nucleotides long. RefSeq lists its product as uncharacterized. Lineage: Eukaryota; Fungi; Ascomycota; Dothideomycetes; Pleosporales; Didymellaceae. The transcript is spliced from 6 exons. Gene Ontology annotation, biological process: tRNA modification. Gene Ontology annotation, molecular function: RNA binding. Bases 1 to 900 code for a protein of 299 amino acids. The record is from RefSeq and is a predicted model, not a curated record.